This is a messenger RNA of Procambarus clarkii (red swamp crayfish), 2571 nucleotides long. RefSeq lists its product as uncharacterized. The record is from RefSeq and is a predicted model, not a curated record. NCBI's taxonomy places the organism in Eukaryota, Metazoa, Arthropoda, Malacostraca, Decapoda, Cambaridae.
CAGCGCUCCAGCGUGUCCGGGUCUACAGAGAGGGCUGCCAACCAUACACAGUCUCGUCGCCACAUAUAAACUACAAUAUUUUUGGAGUGGCUAAGAUAUAAGUAUAGUUGUGGUGGAGAGAGAUGUGGAGCUCGGGCAGCGCGGGCGCCGUCUUCCUCCUGGCCUUCCUCAGCCUGGCCCACACCGACGACAGGUUCACGUGUUGCAUGGGAGGGUGGAAGGUGAUGCGGGGGGUGACCCUGUGCCCGGCCCCGUGCUGCCCGGGGUAUGAGAUCAGGACCCUUCACAUGCCCCUCCUCAAGUCCCCCAUCAUCUGCCAUAAGCUCACCCAGGAGGAGCUCAAGAAGAAGAAGGAGGCCAGGAUGGCCGCCACCACCACCACCGCCGCGGCGGCCUCCACGCCCUCCCACCAGGACCUGCUGGACGACGAGCCGCGACGAAUGAUCAGAGCGUCGUCCGAGUUCCAGGACUUCCUCUACCGCCACCGUCACUUCCUCCUCCGGCUCAUGAAGCAGGGGUACUCCCGCAAGGAACUUCUCACCAGCAUGGAGCACUUCUUGGUAACAGUUCUUCCAUCCUGGUUGGAGGAAGCUGAGGUGUAGUCACCGAAUAUAAGCAAGCAAAAAGUGAAUAGCCGACAGUACAAUUUCCACAGUGAUUUGGAUAACUCCAGUACAGACGCUUUGGAUUUACUUCAUCUCUUCAACCUCAAGAAUGUUGCACUCGGCGUGUACAGUUUUAAUCGACCCCAAAACACUACAGUUUCAACUCAGAGCAGACAGCAGACCAGGACCGCAUCGAGCUACAACGCUCUCUCAAGCCCCAUCAAGUUUAGACACAUACGACUCCUCAAUCGAGCCGCCAGGCUCUCCCACAUAGAGCUCCGCGACUCCGGCCACUCAGCUCUGCUCUGCUCCAAGCUCCGUCUCAACGUCUACGACACUGAUGUAUCCAAGAAUACUAAAUAAAUAUGAAAACCCACUAAAUACUGUGCACCUAAUCUACCCAAAAACGUAACUUAAUCGUACGUUACACUAUCAUAAGCUAACACAAUUCAUCCACGCCUCUUACCCGUCACCAUGGUACUGUAGAGCCCUGUUUUGGACUUGCCCGCUCAUGUGUCGCCAGCAUCUGUCUGUGGACUUUGUUCAUCUGGGGGUUGAGGUUUACCUUAGCCGCCUUCAAUGUCAUAGAAAUUGUCGGUUUCUAGGUACGGUAAUUGUCGGUACGGCUUCCAGGACUAAUGAGUGUCUCGGAAGGCACCUUAUACUACAUAACACAUAGUACAAGCUGAAGCAUUGAACUAUGUGUUAUGACCCCAUGCAGCCUGGUGGAACGAGUCUACUCCAGUGAGAGUUAUUCUGCUUUCCGAACCUGAAAUUAAGAGGGCAGAGGAAGGAAAAUAUCUAAUAAACGUCAGUGAGUAAUUUAAGAAUACGAGCGGAGGAUGAGCGUCUAAUAAAAAUGACAUGGAAUGAGAUGUCGAUACUUUGGUGAUGUGACGUGACGCUAGCAGGACGUCAUGACGUUACUUGAGUCACAGCAGUCGUCAGAGAUGGUCGUACUUCGUUGAUCUCCUGGAAGAAGGAAGAAUAUAGUGCCUUGUGUUAGCGGUGAAGUGAAGGCUACUUGUUUUCAAGUGUGAGGAAGCUGUUGGGAACAUAGUACACCAUUUCUCUGUGAUUUGGAUAUAUUAGAGGUGGCCUGGAAGCGAGUGUUUGGUCGCGCCUUUGUGGAACUCUAAUUGUGUACUCCUUGAAGAGGAAGGAAGCAUAGCAAGCAUUUCUGUGUGGAGCCUGCCCAGUGUACUCAAGUUAGGAUUGGAAGAAACCUUGUGAAGCAGUCUUAAAGCGAUUUUUGGUUGGAUUUUUAUGGGCGGCCUGUGUGAGCACCAUGUUGAGCACCAGGGCGUGAGCCCCCCACGUCACAGAUUCCUGCAGUUUGUGUGGGAAGAAGCUAAUGGAGGAACUUUGAGGCUGGAGAAGAAGUUAAUGGAGGAAUUUUGAUCCUGGAGAAGAAGUGUAUGCUGAUCUCUGAGGUAGCGCAGAACUCCAUAGUGAGGAGCUGAACUUCAAGCAUUGUUGGGAAGCUACACGAUUCUUUGUGGAACCAGUGAAGGAGUGUCACUGAUGUUGGAGUUAGACUUCGUUGUGCAGUAGAUUGGGAGAAGUGCAGAAAGUGCCUUUCCUGAUAUUUUGGAGGACCUAGAGAUUUGCAUUGAUAGUGAGCCUCUAGGAGGAGAACAGAGGAUCUUCGUGGACACAUUAUUGAAUAAGGGGAGUGUUUGAAUGCUUAUUGGCAUAUAAGAAGCAGUGUAAGGUGAGAGAAUGAUUUUUCUUUUGUUGGGAGAUACUUGUGUUGAUGUUUCAUGUACUUCAGCCCCAAGCAGUGAGGAAGUAGUAGGUUGUGAGCUAAGAGUUGUGCAGCGGUCUGUUACAGAUAGUUGGUGAAGUCAGGAUAUGAUAUUGGAGUGUUACUAGGUUGUAGCAGCUUAGAGUGUUGUAUGGUAAUAUUGUAUAUUAUAUGUCUUUUAUUAUGUAUGUUUUUAUGUAUUAAAUGUUUUAUAUGUUA